AUGGCCACUUCGAUACCGCCACUUUCUACUGUCAUUGGUAAGACGAGUGCCUUAGAUUUAGGCGAGCAUUCUCAACUAAAUCCCAAAGCACCGGCACAGCUACUCUCUCGUCAGUUGUCUCAGCCCGACUGCUUUUCUUGCUCUUCUAAUUCGGGAGCGCUAGACGAGAGCGAGCAUUGCAAAGACUCUGAUAUGGGCCAUGUUGAAUCACAUGAGUUUGCUUGGUAUCGCGUCAUGCCUGCCCGGCAUGGCCGACGGCGCCGACUUCAAAGGAUCAAGGGGGGAGAUAUUACAUUAGAAUCAAUUUAUGACUGUCCUCGCAUUUACCGUUGCUCAGUCGGUCAUAGAUCUGACGGACAGCGUCCACCAACGGGCCUUAAUGACCUGGUCGACGACGACGAAUGGAGUCUCCUGUUGAGAAAGUUUCAAGCCUGCAGAGCCUACCUUGUUGCCCAGCUCGCCGAAACUCAUCUUGCACUAUGCAAAAACAACAAAACCACUGUCGCUGCACAUUUAGGUCCUAUUUUUAUCUCUGGUCUUCUUGCUCAGCUUGCUGAUGCUUUAAACCAACUUCCAUGCUCCCCAGUUCCUCUUGCUGGAGUCGAUAUCCUUUGUCUUGGUUUGGGAAACCCA
Protopolystoma xenopodis is the source of this 633-nucleotide messenger RNA. The record is from the annotation of a GenBank genome assembly. NCBI's taxonomy places the organism in Eukaryota, Metazoa, Platyhelminthes, Monogenea, Polystomatidea, Polystomatidae.